UACUUUUGUCUGCAUUUGGUAGGGUUUGAUUAAAGCAAUGGCUGAUGUUAUUCCCAAAGCUGAGCAAAGGUUUUGUGUGAGGCAUAUUUGGGCUAACUUCAAGCUCAACUUCACUGGAUCAACCUUUAAGGAGCUGUUUUGGAGAGCAGCUAGGGCCACCACCAUUUUUGAGCAUGAAAUUGCCAUGGAGUCUAUCAAAUUCCUCGAUGAAGAGGCAUAUGAGUAUUUAAUCAACAUUCCUCCCCACCAUUGGUCUAGACAUGCAUUCACACCAAACUGCAAGUCCAACAUGUUGUUGAACAACAUGUGUGAGACUUUCAAUGCAGUCAUUAGGCCUGCCAGAGAUAAACCUAUCCUCACCCAAAUGGAAUGGAUGAGGAGGUAUAUUAUGAACAGGAAUAAUGAAAAGUGGGAGGAUUCAAAAACAAUUACACACAACUUAGUGCCAUAUGUGAGGCAUGUUCUGGGGAGGAUAGACUUUGUGGCUAGGUCCUGUGUGGUGCAGCCAUCCAGAGGGAAUACAUUUGAGGUGCAGCUGAAGGAUGACCAGGUGUUGGUUGAUUUGGACAAGGAGACCUGCACAUGUUACCAUUGGGAACUCACUGGCAUUCCAUGUGUUCAUGCUUAUGCCUGCAUAUUGGAUAUGAGGGGUGACAUAGAGGCUGUUGUUGACCCAUACUAUACCAUGGACACAUACAGGUCUGCUUAUGAACCAGCUGUCCAACCAAUGCCUGGCCCAAAGCACUGGGAGACAGUCAGAAUGAGGGAACCACUACCCCCUUCUGUUAAGGUGCAACCUGGGAGACCAAAGAGCAAAAAAAGGAAGCUUGAGCCAGGAGAAUGUUCUUCUUCAGGUGGUCAGGCAAGUACCAAGAGGAAGAAGCAAUGCAGCAACUGUGGGGGAUAUAGGCAUUAUGCCAAGACUUGCAAAGUACCUGCUGCACCAGCUACAGAGCUGAUAAAGUCAGCAGGCAGACCCCCACUGAACACUCCUUGGAUGGUGGAGGAGAGGAAGAAAGAAAGAGAUUAGGGCUGCUAAAAAGAGUGCAAUUGGGGCUGGACCAAACAGCAUAGGAAACAAAAAGUUUCCUCAAGAGCAAGAAGGUUGUCUGCCAUUCAGCAAGCGCCCACAGCCACAGUCUUCCUCAGCUAAGCAUUCCUCAGCUCAGCCAUCCUCUAGUCAGCCAUCCUCAGCUCAGCCUUCCUCAAGUCAGCCUGCCUCAA
Messenger RNA from Chenopodium quinoa (quinoa), 1224 nucleotides. RefSeq lists its product as uncharacterized. The record is from RefSeq and is a predicted model, not a curated record. NCBI's taxonomy places the organism in Eukaryota, Viridiplantae, Streptophyta, Magnoliopsida, Caryophyllales, Amaranthaceae. The transcript has 3 exons. Gene Ontology annotation, molecular function: zinc ion binding. The coding region runs from base 38 to 1030 and encodes 330 amino acids.